Molecule: messenger RNA, 959 nt
Organism: Mugil cephalus (flathead mullet)
Lineage: Eukaryota; Metazoa; Chordata; Actinopteri; Mugiliformes; Mugilidae
Gene: litafd
Product: Lipopolysaccharide-induced tumor necrosis factor-alpha factor homolog-like
Exons: 5
Coding region: 92-544 (150 amino acids)
Molecular function (GO): zinc ion binding
Source: RefSeq, a predicted model, not a curated record
GUGAGACAGGUGCAGCUGCUGUCAGUCUGGACUCUGCAUGAGCUACAGCUCACAUUGGAUCUGAGGACCGAGGCAACGCAACACGAGCAGAAUGAGUGGAGAUGGAAACGUGCCUCCUUACACUAUCCCAGUGGACGGCCAGCAGGGGGGCGGAGUCAAAGUUUACCAUGUCCACACCCCCUUCACUCCUCCCACCUCCUCUCAGGAAACCUCGGCCUCUCAGGUCACACCAGUGUACUCCAGUGGAGGAGCCGUCAUCGACACCGGGACCAGCACUAAGAAGACCCAUGUGAGCUAUGACGUGGGUCUGGGCCGUAACCCGGGGAUGACGCGCUGCCCCAGCUGCCAGCAGCAGGUGAUGACCGAGGUCACCUACAAGGCCGGGACGUACGCGUGGCUCAUGUGUUUACUCUUCAUCUGCCUGGGGUUGGUCCUGUGCUGCUGCCUGAUCCCGUUCUUCGUGAAGAAGUUUAAAGACGCCUACCACCACUGCCCCAACUGCAAACGAGUGCUGUACGUGGACAAGAAGGAAUGCUGCAAAUAACCCAACACGCCAUCAGAACCGGACCGAGAGAGCGGCGCUGCUCCUCAUGCACUUUCAUGGAACUGUUCUUUUUAACCUUGUGCACAUGAAGACUUGUACAUAGACACAUUCAGAUUGUGUAACGUUAGAGCCGGAGGAAGAGGAUCAGCUGUAAAUCUGUAGAAAUCACAUUUAGAGCGACUCCUUCUCAUGGAGGAACAUAUUAUAACACAUAUAAAUACAUAUAUUAUAUAUAUUGAAUCUCUUUGGUUGACCUGCAGGAAACAGAGCGGUGAUGAUGUGACUGUGGGUUUGAUUUCUGUCUAGUGGAAAAUAACUUUCUGUCUUUGUGGUGUUAGAGAGAAUCUGACUCUCUGCAUCCUCAACUUUCUCUUAGUCGAUAUGAAUAUUUCUACAAUAAAAGUAUUUAGAUGAA